Messenger RNA from Passer domesticus (house sparrow), 1765 nucleotides. RefSeq names its product complex I assembly factor ACAD9, mitochondrial-like. Lineage: Eukaryota; Metazoa; Chordata; Aves; Passeriformes; Passeridae. The coding region runs from base 81 to 1622 and encodes 513 amino acids. Gene Ontology annotation, molecular function: acyl-CoA dehydrogenase activity; flavin adenine dinucleotide binding. The transcript has 16 exons. The record is from RefSeq and is a predicted model, not a curated record.
UGGACUCGAAGAAAAUCGAUCAAGAUGCAAAAAUCCCACCCGAAACCUUACAAGGACUGAAGGACCUGGGUCUCUUUGGCAUGCAGAUUCCAGAGGAAUAUGGUGGGCUGGGCCUGUCAAACACCAUGUAUGCACGUCUGGGAGAAAUCAGCUCCCUGGAUGGCUCCAUUGCAGUGACCCUGGCAGCUCACCAGGCCAUUGGGCUGAAGGGGAUCCUCAUUGCUGGCACCGAGGAGCAGAAGGCCAAGUACCUGCCCCGCCUGGCCUCGGGGGAGCACAUUGCUGCCUUCUGCCUCACCGAGCCCGGCAGUGGGAGUGAUGCUGCAUCCAUCCAGACAAGGGCAACCCUGAGUGAAGAUGGGAAACACUUCCUGUUAAAUGGCUCCAAGGUCUGGAUCUCCAAUGGUGGCCUGGCCAGUAUUUUCACAGUGUUUGCCAGGACAGAGAUUGUGGACAAGGACGGGCAGGUGAAGGAUAAAAUCACUGCUUUCAUCGUGGAGCGGGACUUCGGGGGCGUCACCCAUGGGAAACCCGAGGAUAAACUGGGCAUUCGAGGCUCCAACACCUGUGAAGUACAUUUUGAAAACACCAAAGUGCCUAUAGAGAAUGUAAUUGGAGAAGUUGGAGGGGGAUUUAAGGUUGCCAUGAAUAUCCUCAACAGUGGAAGAUUUAGCAUGGGCAGUGCAUCUGCUGGAAUGAUUAAGAAGUUGAUAGAACUGACAUCAGAGUAUGCUUGCACCAGGAAACAAUUCAAUAAGAAACUCAGCCAGUUUGGAUUAAUUCAGGAGAAGUUUUGUUUGAUGGCUGUGAAAGCCUACGUGAUGGAGAGCAUGGCUUAUCUGACUGCAGGGAUGAUGGACAGGCCAGGCUUCCCUGACUGCUCCGUCGAGGCUGCCAUGGUCAAGGUGUUCAGCUCUGAAGGUGCCUGGGCAUGUGUGAGUGAGGCUCUGCAGAUCCUUGGAGGCCUUGGCUACAUGAAGGAUUAUCCUUAUGAACGCUACCUCAGAGACACCAGGAUCCUGCUCAUCUUUGAGGGCACCAAUGAAAUCCUGAGAAUGUACAUUGCACUGACAGGGAUGCAGCAUGCAGGGAAGAUCUUAACUGACAAAAUUAAAGCAAUCAAGAAAGGAAACGUGGGAGUGGCGCUGGGGGAGUUCCUGACCAGGUUACAGGACACCCUGGGCAGGAAGGUGGAUCUGGGGCUUGUAGGUGACAGUGGGGUGGUGCAUCCCAGCCUCCAGGAGAAUGCCAAGAAACUUGAAGAAAACGUUUAUUAUUUUGGAACUACAGUCAGGGGCCUGCUAAGUAGGUUUGGCAAGACAAUAGUGGAUGAGCAGCUGGUGCUGAAGAGAGUGGCAGAUGUGGUGAUUAAUUUGUAUGCAAUGACUGCAGCCAUCUCCCGGGCCAGCCGCUCCAUCAGCAUCGGGCUCAGGAACCAUGACCACGAGGUGCUUCUUACAAAUAUCUUCUGCACAGAAGCCUAUUUCAAGAAUAAUUAUGCCAUGGCUCAAUUAGAAAAAUAUGCUGAUGAAAACCUGGAUGAUUCCAUUAAAAAAGCUGCAAAGCAGAUCCUGGAGAAGAGGGCAUACAUCUGCUCUCACCCUCUGGACAGGACCUUCUGAUUCCUCCCUGAGAGCAGGCACUCAUGAAUGUCAGUCAGGGAGGAAUUUGCUGCAGUUCCAGUAUUUGGCAUCUUAAAAGCAUCUGUUAUUUAAUGUCUUUACUAAAUGUAACUGUGUAAAAUAAAACUUCUUUCUAACCAAAA